Messenger RNA from Letharia lupina, 330 nucleotides. RefSeq lists its product as uncharacterized. NCBI's taxonomy places the organism in Eukaryota, Fungi, Ascomycota, Lecanoromycetes, Lecanorales, Parmeliaceae. The record is from RefSeq and is a predicted model, not a curated record. The coding region runs from base 1 to 330 and encodes 109 amino acids. The transcript is spliced from 2 exons.
AUGGAUCAAGCGAAUAAGGCCCUUUGCCGAGUCCUGGGUCUCGACACUGGACACCUGGCCCGGUCUGGACCUAAAGAGGAGCCAGACCAUAGCCAACGCCAGGAGAUCUUCGCUCGCAGCAAGCAGACGCCGGCAGACUUCUUGAGGUCUCUGCUCCCCGAGAAGAAACAUGAGAUCAUGAUGGCGCAGAAUGGACGGUCUCUUGCUGCCUCGUCGUUGAUUAUGCUGCAUGGCUUUCAGGAAAUUGUGGUCAAGGACUACGAGGAGCAGGCAGGCAGGCGAGACUCUAUUGACGAAGAUCUGUUGAAUUCAAGCUACCACCACGUUUAG